UUAGUAUAAACAAAAACAUAAAACGUGCAUCUUCGCAUUAAACAUACGAAACAUACAGAACGUUAUAAUGUUGGAAAAAUUAUCUGAUGAACUGACCUAUUCAUUGCAUUAUACGGCGACCGAAGCAAUUUUUAUUAUCACUAUCCCAGAUUUAGAUGUGGAACAUGAAGAUGUACUCUCUUUGGAGGUUCUUGAUCAAGAGCUUGUAUUCACUGCACCACCCCAUUUUCUAAGAAUAACUUCUAAACAUUCUCUGCAAACCGCGGAAGUUUUUCCAAAAAACAUAGACUAUGAAAAAGGUUCCAUUACUUACCAUAUACCACUUGAAAUUAAAGAAUACCUUAAAAAACCGGCACAAAUAUCUUACAAAUAUGGCUUUGGAGAUUUCUAUAAUUCCGCUCUAAACAUUCAAAACACUCAGGACCUUAAAAUAUUGUCAAACCCGGAACAGUUUUCCAACGACGAAAGAAGAGCUAAACGACUUGCGGACGAGCAAAACGAUUUCAACGAAGAACAUUAUGGAAUGGACUGUAUCCAAUACAUGAUCGAUGGGUUCGGGUUGCAAUCAGUUGAAAUAGCCUUGAAAAUCCAGCUAACGAGUGAUCAAAAAUAUCAAAUUGAAUUGAUUAUGGACCCGAAAAAAUGCGAUCUAGAACAAUAUGUAAAUCAAUCAGAUUUAACAGUUCUUACAGGUUUAGUGGAUAUUCUAUUAGCAUCAUUAUACGACAAACUGGUUAAUGGCAACGAAUUGAAUGAAGCUGUAUCACACUUUAACAUUCAUCGAUUAUCAGCUACUCUUUCGUAUUUUGAAAAACACGAUUCGAUUCAUAACGCUUUGAUCGCUUUCUACCGACGCUGUUGUAUUUAUCCAUUGUACAGAAGCAAAAACUUGGCUCUGAUGUGUACAAAGUUGUUGAUAGAUGCUUUUAAACUAGAUGAUAUCAAUGAUUGGAUUCUGGAGAAGCUACUGCAUUGUUAUGAAGCUUUCAAACGAAAUGAAUGUACAGCUCUGAAUUAUUACUACAUAAAAGACUAUGUAAGAUUCGUCCAGUCAGCCGUUUCAAAAGAACGUUUGCAUGAGAUUGGAAAAGAAAUUGCUGAGUUUUCACCGUCGGUUUUCACUGGAUCGUUGGGACUUGGGGAAGCAUCUAUUGCUCUUAAAAUGAUCAAAUCGAUCAUGAAUAAUAAUGAUGAUGAUUCUACUGAUUCAGAUGAUACGUAUAGCUCCAGUACCGAUGAUGAAAGUGCAACAGAAACCAGUAGUGAUGAUGAAGAUAUUUCAAAUUCGGUAGAGAGUGUACUAGACAAGCUGAAAAAUAUACAGUUGGAGAUUUGAUUGCUUGAAAGUUACUAUUUUUUAACAGGACAAAACAUAGUGUCCAUCUCUAGAGAUGUCUAA
Molecule: messenger RNA, 1399 nt
Organism: Wyeomyia smithii (pitcher-plant mosquito)
Lineage: Eukaryota; Metazoa; Arthropoda; Insecta; Diptera; Culicidae
Product: protein SHQ1 homolog
Exons: 5
Biological process (GO): box H/ACA snoRNP assembly
Cellular component (GO): nucleoplasm; cytoplasm
Source: RefSeq, a predicted model, not a curated record